AUGCCUUUGGAGAUCUCAAGCUUCUAUGUCGUUAGCCUUGCUAUGGCUCUGCGGCAGUGCUUGGUACGUCUGCAUGGUGACUCCAUAGCGGUACAGCAGCAGUUGUCACAGGAGGGGCCGUGGUCUCGUGUCUUCGAGGCUGCCAGAGGCUUGUUCGGAGUCCUGCGCUACCAGCAAGAGCAGUCCGAAGAGGUUGGCCACGAGCUCUUGGCGAUUGUUCUCUUUGUCUUGAGCACUGCACGUCAUGCUCCAGAGGAGGAUGAUGCUGUCAUGGUAGACGUGGAGGCAAGUUUUCGCCCCGUGGAACUUCCAAGCAUCAUGAGGAUCCCUUGUGCGAAAUCUUUUCGCGAGAAGCUCAUCUUGGCUGGCGGUUCUUUUUGGAGAGAGGCAGCAGUGGACCUUAGAGACUCGCUAGGCUCGGCCGUAGCUGUGCUAAAAAAAGAAGAAAGCAAUCUGAGUCGCCCGGCUCUUCAGAAAGAGUUCUGGAUGGCCGUACAGGACUUGGAUGAUCUCAUUGAGAAUGCUGAUGAGCAGCCUCGUGCGGGACCACGUCCAGCUCGUGGCGGCCGUAAGGUUUGCGAACAGAAUCAGAUUGGUGUGCCGAAGCUUCUGGCGGCGAAACAGCUCUGGUGCCAGAAGAUGUUGGCAUCAUGUCAGUUUUGCAGUUUUGUGAAGAUGGCAGAUCGUCGGCAGAACGGUGUCCAGAAAGCAUAG
Messenger RNA from Symbiodinium necroappetens, 714 nucleotides. Lineage: Eukaryota; Dinophyceae; Suessiales; Symbiodiniaceae. The record is from the annotation of a GenBank genome assembly.